UAUAACAACACUCCCAUCUCUCUCAAACCACUUCAUCUUCUUUCAUCAUUUUGCCCUACUACCACCACUCUCCUUCUUUCUCCGCCAUUAAAAUUAGCUCGAGGAUAGCUUAUCUUAUGGAUUAUCAUCCUAAUACUUCACUUCGUUUAAGCCUCCCCAACGAUCAACUUAACCUAGACCUCGUUCUCGAGCCGUCGUCGUUGUCGUCUUCUUCAUCGUCAAAUAGUCCGACCGAACUGAAGGUCUUCCCUUGUAACUAUUGCCAGAGGAAGUUCUUUAGUUCACAGGCGCUCGGUGGGCAUCAAAAUGCUCACAAGCUCGAACGAACUCUUGCUAAGAAAAGCCGAGAGCUAAGCUCGUCGGUUCGAGUUCACGGGGGAUCGAGUUCGAACUAUCCAGAGUCGUCCGGUCUUGAACGUUCGAGCCAUUCUCAACGUAUGCAGAUGUCAGUGACGUCUUUCGAGCAACACGGUCGAGCCGGUAGGUUUUUCGGAGGUCCUAGAGAAGGGAUCGGUUCUUGGUCCAUGGGGUACCGAACUGAAGACGUCCAAGACGAGUUUAGCCACCUCGACUUGUCUUUAAGGUUAUGAACUCGUAGUUUGUAGAUGUAUUUUCGAUUGUGUCGUGUUUAUUACGAUACCUAAGGUAAUAAUUAUUCGAUUCGAUUUUAUAG
Hibiscus syriacus is the source of this 673-nucleotide messenger RNA. Its product is annotated as zinc finger protein 2-like. The transcript has a single exon. The coding region runs from base 117 to 590 and encodes 157 amino acids. Gene Ontology annotation, biological process: negative regulation of abscisic acid-activated signaling pathway. Lineage: Eukaryota; Viridiplantae; Streptophyta; Magnoliopsida; Malvales; Malvaceae. The record is from RefSeq and is a predicted model, not a curated record.